UCCAUUUGCUUCCAUCCUCUCUCCAGCAACCACAGAAUUCCAUAGCAGCCUUGGCGUGUGAAGAGACCUACAGAGGGGUGGCGAAGGAACGAGCAGCAGUACGCUGCUCUUUCAACAAUUUGGAGAAGAUAAAAUUUGGGCAUUGUUGAGUUUCUUCUUGCUCCGACCUGCAAGCUCAUGGCAGAGUCGCUGCUUCUCCCUCUAGUGCGCAGCAUGGCUGGCAAGGCUGCAGAUGCACUCAUCGAGACGGUGAGUCGUAUGUGUGGCCUCGACGAUGAUCGCCAAACGCUCGAGCGGCAUCUACUAGCCGUCGAGUGCAAGCUGGCAAACGCCGAGGAGAUGAGCGAGACAAAUCGCUAUGUCAAGAGCUGGAUGAAGGAGCUCAAGUCCAUCGCCUACCAGGCUGAUGACGUGCUCGACGACUUCCAGUAUGAGGCGCUGCGCCGCGAGUCUAAGGUUGGCAAGUCCACUACCCGAAAGGCACUCAGCUACAUCACGUGCCACAGCCCGCUGCUCUUCCGCUUUGAAAUGAGCAGGAAACUCAAGAACGUCCUCAAGAAGAUCAAUAAAUUUUUUUGAGGAAAAAGAAGAUCAAUAAGUUGGUUGAGGAGAUGAACAAGUUUGGCCUGGAAAAUUCUGCCAGUAGGGAGAAGCGGCAACAUCCUUGCCAGCAAACACACUCAAAACUGGAUGACUGUACCAAAAUCUUUGGAAGAGAUGAUGAUAAGAUGAUGGUGGUGAAGCAACUGCUAGACCAACAAGACCAGCAGAAGGUGCAGGUGCUGUCCAUCUUUGGGAUGGGUGGUCUUGGCAAGACGACUCUUGCUAAGAUGGUGCACAAUGAACAAGAGGUCCACGAACAUUUCCAGUUGAAGAUGUGGCACUGCGUGUCUGAAAAUUUUGAUGUUAUUGCUUUUGUGAAAUCCCUAAUUGAAUUGGCCACAAAUGGAAGCUCUCCCAUGACUGGCAACAUUGAACUAUUGCAGAAGUAACUUGAUGAAGUCAUUGGCCAGAAAAGGUUUUUUUACUUGUUCUCGAUGAUGUAUGGAAUGAAGAUAAAGAGAAUGUGGGAGGAUGAACUGAAGCCACUAUUGUGUUCUGUUGGUGGACCAGGAAGUGUUAUAGUGGUCACAUGUCGAAGCAAACAAGUGGCCUCUAUAAUGUGCACUGUCAAGCCCCACGAGCUAGUAUUUCUGAGUGAAGAAGACUCAUGGGAAUUGUUUUUGAACAAAGCAUUUAGCAAUGGUGUUGAUGACCAACCAGAGUUGGUCGCCAUCUUAAGGCGUAUUGUCAAUAAAUGUGAGGGGUUGCCUCUUGCUCUUAAGAUGAUGGGCGGAUUGCUGAGUUCAAAGGAAAAAGUACAGGAAUGGAAGGCCAUCCAAGAAAGUAACAUUAGGGAUAAUGAUGGAGGCAAAUAUGAGGUAAUGCCCAUACUGAAGUUAAGCUACAAACACAUGUCCUCUGAAAUGAAGCAAUGUUUUGCAUUCUGUGCGGUUUUUCGCAAGGAUUAUGAGAUGGAGAAGGAUAGGUUGAUGCAACUAUGGAUGGCAAAUGGCUUUAUUCAAGAAGAGGGAACAAUGGAUUUAGUGCAUAAAGGAGAAUUCAUUUUUGAUGAGUUGGUUUGGAGGUCCUUCCUCCAAGAUAAGAAAGUGGUAGUCAAACCUGCUGUCUAUGAUGGUGACACACAAUAUGAGACAAUUGUAUGUAAAAUGCACGACUUAAUGCACGAUCUAGCAAAAGAUGUCACUGAUGAAUGUGUAUGUAAAAUGCACGACUUAAAGUAUUGUUAAAAGGUGUUCA
This is a messenger RNA of Triticum aestivum (bread wheat), 1800 nucleotides long. RefSeq names its product putative disease resistance protein RGA4. The record is from RefSeq and is a predicted model, not a curated record. NCBI's taxonomy places the organism in Eukaryota, Viridiplantae, Streptophyta, Magnoliopsida, Poales, Poaceae. The transcript has 2 exons. Bases 178 to 579 code for a protein of 133 amino acids.